GCCGGCACCGGGAGCUGCGCCGCGGAGCACCGGGUCGGGGCAGCGGGAGCACCGGGAGCGCCAAGUCCGGGCAGCGGGAGCGGCACUGCGGAGCACCGGGAGCGUCUGGUCCGGGCACCGGGAGCGCCACGUCCGAGCACCGGGAGCCGUCCCACUGUGCACGGUAGACUGGGACACCGGGAGCCGUCCAGCCGGGCACCGGACACGCACGCUCCAGGCACCGGGAGCCGUCCAGGCGGGACUUGAGUGUAUCCAGUCACCGGGAGUCGUCCAGCCAGCACCGGGCACAGCAAAUCUGGUCACCGGGAGCCAUCCGGGCAGCACCGGGCGCAGCAGAUCCGGACAGGAGGACUGGCCGGCUGGCUGGGCACCAGGCACGGUAAAUCGGGGCGCAGCAGCUCGGGUCACCAUGGGCCCCCCCAGCGUGCUGCCCACCCUGGCCUGGCUGCUGGUGGGGCUGAGCGUGCCGGCACCGUGCCGGAGCCAGCUGCACGGCGAGAAGGGCAUCUCCAUCCCCGACCACGGCUUCUGCCAACCCAUCUCCAUCCCGCUCUGCACCGACAUCGCCUACAACCAGACCAUCAUGCCCAACCUGCUGGGUCACACCAACCAGGAGGACGCGGGGUUGGAGGUCCACCAGUUCUACCCCUUGGUGAAGGUCCAGUGCUCGUUGGAGCUCAAGUUUUUCCUCUGCUCCAUGUACGCGCCGGUCUGCACGGUGCUGGAGCAGGCCAUCCCGCCGUGCCGCUCCAUCUGCGAGCGGGCGCGCCAGGGCUGCGAAGCCCUCAUGAAUAAAUUCGGUUUCCAAUGGCCGGAGCGAUUACGUUGCGAGAAUUUCCCCCGGCAUGGCGCCGAGCAGAUCUGCGUGGGGCAGAACCAUUCGGAGGACGGCGGUUCGCCGGCGUUGCUCACCAGUGCCACGCCGCUGGCCGGCCAGGGCACCCCAGGCGCCCCUCGUUACGCCACCCUCGACCACCCCUUCCACUGCCCGCGGGCGCUGAAGGUGCCCAGCUACCUCAACUACAAGUUCUUGGGCGAGAAGGACUGCGCGGCGCCCUGUGAGCCCACCCGGCCCGACGGCCACAUGUUCUUCAACGAAGAUGAGAUCCGUUUCGCCCGUAUCUGGAUCCUCAUCUGGUCCGUCUUGUGUUGCGCCUCCACCUUCUUCACUGUCACCACCUACCUGGUGGACAUGCAGCGUUUCCGCUACCCUGAGCGACCCAUCAUCUUCCUCUCAGGGUGCUACACCAUGGUGUCAGUGGCCUACAUCGCCGGCUUCGUGCUAGAGGAGAGGGUGGUCUGCAACGAGCGUUUCCAGGAGGAUGGCUACCGCACGGUGGUACAGGGCACCAAGAAGGAAGGUUGCACCAUCCUCUUCAUGAUGCUCUACUUCUUCAGCAUGGCCAGCUCGAUCUGGUGGGUCAUCCUCUCCCUCACCUGGUUCCUGGCUGCCGGCAUGAAGUGGGGCCACGAGGCCAUCGAGGCCAACUCCCAGUACUUCCACCUGGCUGCCUGGGCCGUGCCGGCCGUCAAGACCAUCACCAUCCUGGCCAUGGGGCAGAUCGACGGGGACCUGCUGAGCGGCGUCUGCUUCGUGGGCCUCAACAACAUCGACCCUCUCCGGGGCUUCGUGUUGGCCCCGCUCUUUGUCUACCUCUUCAUCGGUACCUCCUUCCUUCUGGCCGGCUUCGUCUCCCUCUUCCGCAUCCGCACCAUCAUGAAACAUGGCGGGACCAAAACGGAGAAGCUGGAGCGGCUGAUGGUUCGCAUCGGGGUCUUCAGCGUCCUCUACACCGUCCCUGCCACCAUCGUCAUCGCUUGCUAUUUCUACGAGCAGGCUUUCCGUGAGCACUGGGAGCGCAGCUGGAUCAGCCAGAACUGCAAGAGCUUGGCCAUCCCCUGCCCGCUCCACUUUACCCCCCGCAUGACCCCCGAUUUCACCGUCUACAUGAUCAAGUAUCUCAUGACUCUCAUUGUGGGCAUCACCUCCGGCUUUUGGAUAUGGUCGGGUAAAACCCUGCACUCGUGGAGGAAGUUCUACACGCGGCUCACCAACAGCAAGCAGGGUGAGACGACGGUGUGACCCCCCCCCGAGCCCGGCCGCCGCCGCCCUUCGGCUUGAAUUUUUUGGGGGGGUUUUAUUAUAUAUUUUUUAUUUUUAGAUUUAUUAACGUCUAAGGGGUGUCUCUCUUUCUCUUUGAUUUUUUUUUUUUGUAAUUAAACCUGUAAAUAGCA
Molecule: messenger RNA, 2235 nt
Organism: Gymnogyps californianus (California condor)
Lineage: Eukaryota; Metazoa; Chordata; Aves; Accipitriformes; Cathartidae
Gene: FZD2
Product: frizzled class receptor 2
Exons: 1
Coding region: 410-2083 (557 amino acids)
Biological process (GO): canonical Wnt signaling pathway; non-canonical Wnt signaling pathway
Cellular component (GO): plasma membrane
Molecular function (GO): Wnt-protein binding; Wnt receptor activity
Source: RefSeq, a predicted model, not a curated record